GUAAUCCGGAGCAAAUCUCAAGUCAUCAUCACGUAUUUUAUGCACCAGCUGUUGCACUCAGUGCGGCUGGCCAGAGUUGCAUGACUCCAGUUUUGCUACGUGUCCAUCUACUCCAUUUUCACUCCAUAACAUUUACCUUUACAAUCAAAUAAAACCCUUUCACCCUGGACCGACUUCACACUCGCGCAUGUGCCGCUUCGUGAUUUACAAGGGCACAUCACCUGUGCAACUGUCUCACCUCUUAACUCGACCGUGCCAUUCCAUUAUAAACCAGGCCUUUGAUUCGCGCCUACGUCUCGACCAUCGUCGGCCGAUAAACGGUGACGGCUUUGGCGUUGGCUGGUAUGAUUCCAUCCACGAUGAGGAACUUGGCAGCCAACCUUGUAUAUUUACUUCCGUUUCACCGGCAUGGAAUAACGCAAACUUGAUCCGAUUAGCAGAGAAGAUCAAGUCACCGCUUGUCUUCGGGCACGUCCGUGCGACCACCACUGGUUCUUUGUCUUUAGACAACUGCCAUCCAUUCACAUAUGGAAAACUUAUGUUCAUGCAUAACGGCGGUAUUGCAGGCUUUCAUCUGAUAAAGCGACGACUGCAGGCCGAUCUCUCGGACGAUGUCUUUAAUAUAGUACAAGGGAACACAGACUCUGAGUGCGCUUUUGCGCUACUGCUGUCGAAGCUUCCCGACCCAAAGGCUAAGAGUUUUACAACUCGCAGCCUGCAGCAGGCAAUGUUGGAUACCAUUGCAACUUUAAAUUUGUAUGCCGAGCAAGCCGGUAUCACUGAGCCAAGCUUGAUGAACUUUUGUGUCACAGAUGGCGAAAGUGUCAUUGCAACGCGUUACAUUUCCUCUCGGCACGAUGAAGCCGCAUCGUUGUGGUUCUCAUCUGGGACGACAUUCAGUGAGUACGCCCAAGGCGGUCAUUACAGGAUGGCGAAAGCUGAUAAAAGAGAAAACAUUAUCAUGAUUGCCAGUGAGCCACUUACUUUCGAAAAAGCGGACUGGAUGGAGAUUCGCACGAACAACAUGGUCGUGAUCACACCCAAAAUGAACCUCCUGCAGAUUCCCAUCGUCGACAAAUUCUAUGUCUCUCCUUCUGACCCAGCGGCGCUAAAUCGUGACACUGACUUUGCCGCGGCCAAGGGCUUCCUCAGCCCACGUAUAGCCUUGACUCCAGUCCAACCUCGCGAAAACGCCCCCCAGCUGUCCAUUUAAUAUCUUUCCUUGCGGUACCUUCACUGUAUCUCAUCUAUGCAUCGCUGUCUUUGUUGUGUUCCAUUGCUAU
This is a messenger RNA of Suillus fuscotomentosus, 1283 nucleotides long. Its product is annotated as N-terminal nucleophile aminohydrolase. The transcript is spliced from 11 exons. The record is from RefSeq and is a predicted model, not a curated record. Lineage: Eukaryota; Fungi; Basidiomycota; Agaricomycetes; Boletales; Suillaceae. Bases 188 to 1213 code for a protein of 341 amino acids.